Gasterosteus aculeatus aculeatus (three-spined stickleback) is the source of this 4200-nucleotide messenger RNA. Lineage: Eukaryota; Metazoa; Chordata; Actinopteri; Perciformes; Gasterosteidae. The record is from RefSeq and is a predicted model, not a curated record.
GAGCAGAGGCGCUGAGAAUGAUGGACCAUCUCAGCCAGGCGUGCCUGGGCAAGGAGAAAUCCGACCUGGUCAACAGCAUGGCGGAGCCAAAGUCCCCGCCGGGCAAGUUGUCCCGGCUGGAGCAAAACGGCAGCCCCCUUGGCCUGGCCAGGCUGGGCAGCACGGGGGCCAAACUAGCCGGCGUCCCGUACAAACCCACCGGCCACCUGCUGAAGACCUGCCACAAGAGAGGCAACAUGCUGCCCGUGUUCUGCGUGGUGGAGCACUACGAGAACCCCAUGGACUUCGACAGCAAGGAGGAGCACGCCGAGUUCGUCCUGGUGCGCAAGGACAUGCUCUUCAACCAGCUCAUCGAGAUGGCGCUGCUGUCGCUGGGUUACUCCCACAGCUCGGCGGCCCAGGCCAAAGGUAUGAUUCAGGUGGGGAAGUGGAACCCCGUCCCCCUGUCGUACGUGACAGACGCACCGGACGCUACGGUGGCCGACAUGCUGCAGGACGUCUACCACGUGGUCACGCUUAAGAUCCAGCUGCACAGUUGUCCUAAGCUGGAGGACCUGCCGCGCGAGCAAUGGAGCCACUCUACAGUAAGAAACGCCCUCAAGGAGUUACUCAAAGACAUGAAUCAGAGCUCUCUGGCUAAAGAAUGUCCCUUAUCACAGAGUAUGAUUUCCUCCAUUGUGAACAGCACUUACUAUGCAAAUGUGUCGGCGGCAAAGUGUCAGGAAUUUGGGCGCUGGUAUAAACAUUUCAAGAAGACAAAAGAUAUGAUGGGCAUGCGCCAACCGUCCCAGCUGGAGGGCUACCUGGGGACGUGUGUCCUCCGCGAGAGCCCGCGUGCCAAUGCACUAGAGAUGGACGGCCUGUCCGACCUCUCUCCACCCGGCUCCAACCACAGCCACAACCACAACCACAACCACCUGGGCUUCUCCCAGCAGCAGCAGCCCAUCCCCGGCAGCACGGCCGAGCAGACCCCCUCCUCGCCCGUGCCCCCGUUGCCCCACGCCCCGCCGCAGCACGCCGGCCAGCCCGGCGGCGGCCGACAGCCCCAGCUGCCCGGCAUGCACCACCCGGGCCUGGUGUCCACGCCCAUCAGCCCCCAGCUGGUCAACCAGCAGCUGGUGAUGGCGCAGAUCCUCAACCAGCAGUACGCGGUGAACCGGCUGCUGGCGCAGCAGUCCCUGUCGCAGCAGUACCUCAACCACCCGCCGGUCAACCGCAACUCCCACAACAAGCCCAUGGAGCCGCAGGUGUCCUCCAACACCGAGGUGUCCAUGGAGAUCUACCAGUGGGUGAGGGACGAGCUGAAGCGGGCCGGCAUCUCGCAGGCCGUCUUCGCCCGCGUGGCCUUCAACAGAACCCAGGGUCUGCUGUCCGAGAUUCUCCGCAAGGAGGAGGACCCCAAGACAGCCUCCCAGUCGCUGCUGGUCAACCUGCGCGCCAUGCAGAACUUCCUGCAGCUGCCGGAGGCCGAGCGCGAUCGCAUCUACCAGGAGGAGAGGGAGCGCAGCCUGACGGCAGCCUCGGCCAUGGGCGCCCCCCCGCUCAUCAGCACCCCGCCCAUCCGACCAGUACAGCAGCCCCGGAGGGAAGACUGUAGCAGCGUGAGGCCCGAGGACUGGAAUCCCAGGAUCCCCGUGGGCCUGUCCCCUGUGAAACCGUCGCCUCUGCCCAGCGAGUGGAACGGCAAGACGGAGAGCUGCAUCCUCAACAUCAACUCCACCAUCUACGACGAGAUCCAGCAGGAGAUGAAGAGGGCCAAAGUGUCCCAGGCGCUGUUCGCCAAGGUGGCCGCCUCCAAGAGCCAGGGCUGGCUCUGUGAGCUGCUGCGCUGGAAGGAGGAUCCGUCUCCGGAGAACCGCACGCUGUGGGAGAACCUCUCCAUGAUCCGCCGCUUCCUCAGCCUCUGCCAGGCCGAGCGCGACGCCAUCUACGAGCAGGAGAGCAGCGCCGGGCAGCAGCACCACAGCGAGCGCCCGACGCACCUGAUGCACAUCUCCGCCGAGCUGCCGCAGGCUCAGCAGCAGCAGCAGCACCAUCAGCAGCACCAUCAGCAGCAGUCCUCCCUGUCCCUGCAGCACCCCUCCCAACCCCUUUUGUCCCAGCAGCCCUUGCAGCAGCUGCAGUCCUGCACGGGCCCCCGCCUGCCGCCCCGACAGCCCUCCACCGCCUCCCCGGCGGAGAUGGAGGAGGAGGGCGGCCGCCUAGGGAGCAUCAAGGCCCGCACCUGCGGAGGGAAGAUCUCCCUGGAGGCCCUGGGCAUCCUGCAGAGCUUCAUCCAGGACGUGGGCCUGUACCCGGACGAGGAGGCCAUCCACACCCUGUCGGCACAGCUGGACCUGCCCAAGCUCACCAUCAUCAAGUUCUUCCAGAACCAGCGCUUCUACGUCAAUCACCCGGCCAAGGCGGCCAAGGAGCCCAGCGGCGGCAACAGCAACAACAACAACAACAACAACAGCAGCAGCAGCACCACCAGCAGCAGCAGCAGCAGCCCGGCCUUCGAGGAGGAGCUGACGGACUUCAGGGAGAGCGGAGAGCUGCUGAAGGAGCUGGACGACAGCACGCAGACCAACAGCACCAUCUUCUCCAUCAAGAUCGAGGAGCAGCUGGCCCGAGGCGCCGAGGCCCAGUCAGAGCACGAGGCCAAGGAGUAGGACGCACCCACAUACACGCCCCCCCCGUCUGAACAUGUACUGAGAGCUCCUGUUGUGCGCGCACACACACACACACACACACACACACACACACACACAGACGGCUGUGCUAAAUGGAAACGCUCCGGCCGACAUAGAACCGCCGCACUGCAAAUAAAGAAAAGUGGUGUUUUUAAUCAGCGUCUGGACUAUAUGAGGAGUGAUUAUAUAUAUAUAUCUCUAUAUAUAUAUAUUACUGUCAGACUCUGAAGUGUUGACCACACUGGAAAGCCCAUUUCAGACAAGUACUACUUUUUCGAUUUUGUAAAACUUGUAUUAUUCACUGUAAAGACUGAUGCAUCUCUUAAAUAAUCUGCACACAAAAAAUGAUUCUAAUUACGUUGCCGUGGAUAUUUGCUGACUGCACUCUGUCUGUUGUUUUACACUGACUUACUUUAACUUUUUGAGCUACUGACUAUAUUUAAGUAAAAAAGAAGAAAAAAAAAGUCUCUCUGGAGUUUGCUAGGACUUUGAUUGGUGUUUACGUAUGUGAUGUUCAACUGGAUUAAAAAAAACAAAAUCAUUAAUGAAAUCAAGGACCAAGUGGUUGACAAGGCCUUAAUUAUGAGGCGUCGAGUCCGGAGCCUGCAGGCAGAUUAGUUAUUCUUUUAAAAAGCUCAUAAUGUGAUUAUGGAACGCCAUCACCUGGCGCAGGUGACUCCCUGAGAAUAGCUCAGUCUUUACAUAUUAUUUGUUCGGGAGGAAAUAUAAAUAUAUAUAUAUAAAGACAUUAUAUUGUAACUGUUAAAAAAAAAAAAAAAAAAAAGAUACAGUCUUAAAGAAACUAUGCCAACAAAUGCCUUGUACUAUACGGCACUGCCGAAGUUAGAUUAUUUUGCAAAACCUUUGUCACUGUAACUCUGAAUUGCCACAGUUAGAAAUGUGAAUUUCACCAUGUUUAUGUUGUCCAACAUUAUUUAUUUGCAGUUCAUGCAGGGUUUCUGAUGUAAUUAUUUUAUUUUAAAAUGUUUAUGUUCCGUAGAGCUUCAUUUUUUUAUUUUAUUUGACAGAACUUUCCUUUUCUAUUUAUAAAUGUGAUUCUCGAUGGGCAGUAAAAACAAAAAGUGUCUUAAACGUUUUAAAUGGAGAAAUGUGCUUUAAAGGUUGCCUAUAAAAAGUGCUGUAUGUUGAGCAACUCAUGCUACAAGCUUCACAAUUAAUGUUGUAUGCAAUUUUUACUAUCAUGCAAAUAAGCUUAGGUAAAACGACUCGCUGAGACUAACCUAUAGAACACCUUAGAGAGAAAAACAUAUGCAAUCUGUGUGAAAAUCGAUGUCUGCGAUGUGUCUUCCUUUGGUUAACAAUCCAAUUCAAAAAACUAUUCCUGUAUAAAUAUUCUGUGUAAAAAGUGUUUCUUUUUUUUAUCAGUUUAUUUCAAGGAGAACACCAGUUAUUUUGUUACGAUUGACUGUUUUAUAAGUGUUUAAGGGUUCCUUUCUGCAGACAUGUUCUAACUAGAAGUGGUUAUUGAUUGUUAAUUACACAAUUAAACUGUUUGUAUUGUACCACA